AUGACUGACAAGUUAUCACAACCAACCUCAGUUUUUGGUUUAAGGUUAUGGGUAGUUCUUGGUGUUUGUGUAGGGACAACCAUUGUGUUGCUGCUUUUCUUUACCACUCUCUGGCUUGCUUCAAAGAAAUCCAAAAAGAGUAUCGGCAACAAACCCAAAAUCCAAAUUGUGUCUAAAGAGAUUCAAGAAAUCAGAUUCGACCAACCCAUUAAGCCUAACUGGGCACAAAUCCAAAUACAUAAAUUUCAAGACCAGGAAAUGAUAACGAGAAAGGAAAGGGAAGAUUUUUUGAUGCUUAUGCCACCGGAAGAGGAGAGUCCAAUGAGGUAUCAUGGGAUUCAGGUUGAUAUUGGUAAAGGGCAUUUUAUUUCUUAUCCUGGUUCUUCCGGGGAAGCACAACGUGGCGGUGGCAGUGGUGGUGGUGAUCAGGCAGCUGCUAUGAUGGUGCCUGAUGUGUCUCAUUUGGGAUGGGGACAUUGGUAUACUUUGAGAGAGCUUGAGGUAGCUACUAAUUGUUUUGCUCCUGAGAAUGUUAUUGGCGAGGGAGGGUAUGGGAUUGUGUAUCAUGGUGUUUUAGAGGAUGAUAGUGAUUUUGCUGUCAAGAACUUGCUAAAUAACAGGUAG
Molecule: messenger RNA, 624 nt
Organism: Dovyalis caffra
Lineage: Eukaryota; Viridiplantae; Streptophyta; Magnoliopsida; Malpighiales; Salicaceae
Source: the annotation of a GenBank genome assembly